Messenger RNA from Penicillium paradoxum, 1611 nucleotides. RefSeq lists its product as uncharacterized. The coding region runs from base 1 to 1611 and encodes 536 amino acids. Gene Ontology annotation, molecular function: basic amino acid transmembrane transporter activity. Lineage: Eukaryota; Fungi; Ascomycota; Eurotiomycetes; Eurotiales; Aspergillaceae. The record is from RefSeq and is a predicted model, not a curated record. Gene Ontology annotation, cellular component: fungal-type vacuole membrane. The transcript is spliced from 2 exons. Gene Ontology annotation, biological process: basic amino acid transport; transmembrane transport.
AUGGCUAUAGACGAGUCUACCGGAGAGCCCGUAUCUGAGCAGACGCCUCUCCUUCGGGACGCGCCAGACGGCGAUGCCAACGAGACCACCCCGCUCCCUCAGGAACCUAGCACCAAGGAGCUGAUUUGGAUUCUGGGAAGCAUCUGGGUCGGUGUCUUCCUGGCUGCCCUCGAUACAACAAUCGUCGCGACACUCUCUGCGCCCAUCUCUUCGUCUUUCAAUUCAUUCUCGCUGCUUUCUUGGCUUGCUACCUCUUAUUUAAUCUCCAAUGCUGCCUGCCAACCCCUCAGCGGCCGUUUAACCGAUAUCUACUCCCGUCGUUGGGGACUUGUCUUUUCCAACAUCUUCUUUGCUAUUGGCAAUCUGAUCUGCGGUCUGGCAAGAGCCCAAUGGGUAAUCAUUCUUGGUCGCGUCGUGGCUGGUGUCGGAGGAGGCGGUCUUACCGCAAUCUCCACUUUCGUCACUUCGGAUCUGAUUCCUCUCCGUAAGCGAGGCAUCUGGCAGGGCAUUGGAAACAUCUGCUAUGGUGCAGGCAUGGGACUUGGGGGUGUGUUUGGCGGGUGGAUCAACGAUACUCUGGGAUGGAGAUGGGCGUUCUUGCUCCAGGUUCCAUUCCUGGUUGUCUCGUGCAUUCUGGUUGCAGUGAAAGUCAAUAUCCCUGUGAAAGAAUCCGAUACCGCUCGUAUCAAGCGCGUUGACUUCCUGGGCGCCAUCACCCUCGUUUUGACACUGGUGACAUUGUUGCUUGGCCUCAACACUGGCGGAAACCAAGUGCCUUGGACCCAUCCGCUGGUGGUGGGAUCGCUGGUAGCAUCUGCUAUUUUCCUGGGUCUGUUCAUCUACGUGGAAGCUCGAGUUGCUUCCGAGCCCGUUAUUCCUGUGCGCCUGCUGCUGGAUCGCACCGUGGCAGCUGCUUGCUUGACCAAUUGGUUCACAACGAUGGCCGUUUUCGGCAUGCUUUUCUAUUUGCCAGUUUUCUUCCAGGUGCAGGGAUUUUCCGCAACUGCGGCGGGUGCACGGCUCAUCCCGCAGGCUAUCGGCACCUCGAUUGGCUCUUUGGGGUCGGGCAUCAUCAUGCGUGCUAGCGGUCGGUAUACCUUUCUCAGUUAUGUUGUCAUGGCGCUGCAAGUUCUCUCCGCUGCCCUCAUCUGCACUUUAAAUCUCCACACGCCUGUUGGGCUACCGUUCUUCUAUUUCUUCUUGGGCGGUGCAGCCUACGGCAGUAUGCUGACCAUCACCUUGGUGGCACUCAUUUCUGCUGUAGAUCACCAGCACCAUGCAGUUGUGACUUCGGCUUCGUACGCGUUCCGCAGCACUGGAAGCACUCUUGGUAUCACGGUGGCUUCGGCUGUCUUCCAGAACACCCUGAACCUUGGGCUUUGGUCUCGAUUUGGUGGGCGCGAUGACGCCAAGGAGGUGAUAGGACGUCUUCGUGAUAGCUUAGACGAAAUUUGGAAGGUUCCCGCAGACUGGACACCUGGAGUGCUUGAUGCAUACAUGGACUCCCUUCGGGCGGUGUUUGUGACAUUGUUGGGCCUUACUGUGUUGGGCGCAUUGGCGAGUCUCGCUAUGAGAGAGCACAAGCUACACAACAACCUGGCCAGACGAUAG